CUAUCUCCCAGCAAACAUUGCUGCUCCCGUCCAUCGACACUUCAUUUCCACACUGGUUAGGAUACAAAUGUCAGACUUGUUGUUUUCUAGUGGAUAGCACCGGGCUACUUUGUUGGAGUUUACAAAACGUACUGUAACGGAGGUUACUCUGGAGCAGGACAUGCCAACUAUAAUAGACUGUGUAAGGUCAACUCUGCUCAGUUAGGAGAAGCUAGUUCCUGAGCUAACAGAAGAUGGAAGCUAACCUGGUUUGUUAGCAUCCUCUCAUCCAUGGGAAUCACAUUAAUAUGAACUAGUUAACUUUAUAUCAGUACGUGAGACUGAGAGCAUCGGGUGUUCUGCUAUUUCUGUCCCUAAGCAAAGGAUAUUUUCAGAGGAACUCCGGUGAUGGAAGAAGUUGAUAAAAUUUUGAUUCACGCCCUUAAACAAGUCGGCACAGAGGUGGGCGAGGAGGUGGAUAGUGUCAAACAGUUUAACAGUGAGCUGAUAGUGGAGGCGGUGGUCAGAUGUAUCCGGGUGAUCGAUCCGGGUCUGGGCAGCACGCUGCCGACAUCCCUGCCUCCCGGCAUGUCCGCCCGCUUCAGGGUGGGCAUGAGCCUUGCACAGGCCUGUCAGGACAUUGGGUAUAAAGGAGAAAUAGGCUACCAGACCUUUCUGUACAGCAAUGAACCAGAGAUCCGUACACUGCUCAUGUUCCUGGUGGAGAAGCUCCCCAGAGAGAGUGCUGAGGCCUCAGACCAGCCAUCAGGUAAAUCGGUGGUCCUGCAAAGAGCCAUCGCUGCUACAAUAAAAGCCCAGCUGUCUGUGCCCUGGUUACCUCCAAACUGCCAACUGCCACUGCACAGCGAAUCCCAAGGUCCGACAACACUGCACAGCUUCCACGCACAGCCCCUCCAUUUAGCCCACUGUUCUAAAGGUGCAGAGACAAAGCUGCUCAAAGAGGUGAUGGAGUACCAACGGCACAUUCUCCGUCCUGUGACUGCCCAGCCUUCUCAUCAUGUCUCUGUGGCGGCGUCCAUACUGGAGCAACACACGUCAGAGUUGAGUGCUGCUCAGGAGUGGGACAUGGAGUGGAACAGUCAGGGACUCCUGUCUCGUCUCACACCGCAGGAAUACCAUUCUAGAAAGCUCAGUCGCCUGCAUAAACGUAUUGAGGAGCAGCUGCGCUCUGCUGCACAGCCUUGUCCUGAAAGUGCCUUUGGAGGCCCUCGCUCUACCUCUGACCUGUUGGAGCUUCUUCAGGCCUUUAGAGGCCCCACCCCUGCUGAUCACAUCCUGACCAAGGGCACCCACUUCACCCACACCCAAAAAUUUACUUUCACUCAGGAGGUGGAAACAAUAAGUACUCCACUCCCCACCGGACGUCAGCUAGAGGGUGACAUCCAGCUCCGGCAGCAGGAGGAGCUGUCGUCUCUGCAGAAGCAGUUCCAGCAGCUCUGCAACGACAUCAAUGACAUAACAGCAGAGAUAAAGCACAGGACUGUCACUAAUGCACAGGUGUUGGAUGAGUUGAAGCAAAGACAAGUUGGAAACAGUGAAAAAGAAGAGAAAGUGCAGGUGAAGAAGAAAGCAAUUGACCUGCUGCCAGAGGCUGACAAUAACCUAGAAAAGCUUCAGGCUCUGGUGGAGGCCAGCGCCAAGCGGGUGGUGAACCUGGCAUCGCAGUGGGAGAAACACCGGGCGCCUCUUAUUGAAGAGCACCGCAGACUCAAAGAAAUCUGCAGCAACAAGGAUCUGGAAUCUUCUCAAAAAUUGUCAGAAAUCAAGUCCCUGCACGACAAAAUCCGUGUUUCCACAGAAGAGGCUAAGAGGAAAGAAGAAAUGUAUAAACAGCUGGUAACUGAAUUAGAAAGUCUUCCUCAGGAUGUGUCUCGAUCUGCAUACACUCAGAGGAUUCUGGAGAUUGUCAGCAACAUCAAGAAACAGAAGGAAGAGAUCACAAAGAUUUUGUCAGACACUAAGGAAUUACAGAAAGAGAUCAACAGCCUGACAGGUAAACUGGACAGGACGUUUGCAGUGACUGAUGAGCUGGUGUUCAAGGAUGCCAAAAAAGAUGAAUCUGUCCGCAAAUCAUACAAGUACCUGGCUGCCCUACAUGAAAACUGCAAUCAGUUGAUCCAAACUAUUGAAGACACGGGCACUAUUUUAAGAGAGAUUCGAGAUCUGGAAGAACAGAUUGAGGCAGAAAAUGGUAAUAAAACUGUGGCUAACCUGGAGAGGAUUCUGGACGACUAUAAGGCUAUUCGACAGGAGAACUCUGUACUUGCUGCCAAAGUGCGAGAAGGCUGAGAGCAGCCCGGUUCGGCCUGUGCAAGUAACCAUCUAACGGACUGAAGCAUCACUGAAGUGGCUGCUCUGGACGUCAUAGUAAAUCAUUACAUAAAAGUGAAAUCUGUGAUUUUUGAAUUUUUAAUACAAAAAUUGUCCACACUAUUUUCAGACAGUAGCAGUCCUUUCCUCGUGAUUACAAAUGACUGGAUAUGUUGAGCGAAUGGCAUUUGAAUGUAGUCCCAUUUAUAAUGUUGUCUAGCUCCAUCAGCAAAGUAUUGUUGUAUAUAUGGUAUCAGCUUAAAUAAAGAUGCCUUAUGAACCCCUC
Sphaeramia orbicularis (orbiculate cardinalfish) is the source of this 2596-nucleotide messenger RNA. RefSeq names its product CCC complex scaffolding subunit CCDC22 (gene ccdc22). Gene Ontology annotation, biological process: positive regulation of ubiquitin-dependent protein catabolic process. The record is from RefSeq and is a predicted model, not a curated record. NCBI's taxonomy places the organism in Eukaryota, Metazoa, Chordata, Actinopteri, Kurtiformes, Apogonidae. The coding region runs from base 388 to 2289 and encodes 633 amino acids. The transcript is spliced from 16 exons. Gene Ontology annotation, molecular function: cullin family protein binding.